CAUAAUUUUCCUCGUAUCAGUUGAAAGCGAGGUGUAGACGAGUAACUUACAUAUUAAAGCGGUUGAAAACCAAGAUGGGUACCUCAAGCAUUAGAUUCUGGUCUUCAUUAAAUUUUUUUUGCUUAGUGAUCUUUUCAACGCCACUAAUAACUGAUUCGAAAUUUUACUCUGCAUCUAUUGCACGUCAGUCGCUAAUCACUGAUUUAUUCGUGAAUUACGAUCCAGCCGUUAAGCCUGCACCAAAAGGCGAACGGAUUGAGUUGCAUGCGAAUUUAGUGUUGCAACAUUAUGAUUUUCGGGAAUCGGAUGGAUCCUUUCACUUCGUGGGCCUUUUGGAGGUGGGUUGGCACGAUCCGAAGUUGGGUUGGAACCCCAUUGACUACAACAAUCUCACACGCAUACCAGUACGGCAAAAAUUAGUUUGGGUGCCCGACUUAGAGGUGUACAACAAUGCUCCUGAUAAAUUUCUUCGGAUGCAUCACCAUGGCAUCGUCAUUUUGGAAAACACUGGUAUGGUCCUCUGGAAUGAUAACAUUGAACGAAAUAUUUUUUGCACCACGAUGAUGAACAAUUGGCCUCACGAUAGACAUGAAUGCAAAUUAAGUCUCGGCUCGUGGACUUAUGAUGGCUUCGAGGUGGAUUUUAUGAAUUAUACUAAUCCGAAUGGAACUAUAAAUUUUGGAGAUAUCGAUAUGGCAAAUAUGGAAUAUAAAGUGGUUGAAUUCGGAGUAGAACGUAUUUCGACUGUGUACUCCUGCUGUGCCGAACCAUAUAUAACAAUGGAUUAUCACCUUAAGUUUGAACGACGUUGUGCAUUUGUGACGGUGUUUCGUGCGCAGAUUUUGACGGUUAUUGUACUCUCACUUCUGGCAUUAUGCCUUGAAACUGGUCACCGUUUGAAAAUUUGUAUUAACGGCUUAAAUCUAAUUAUUAUAACUUUCGUCUUAAUAUAUUUUACUCAUUUAAUUGGUAAAAUUUCACGAAAUACGCCCUCAAUUGUGAAAUUCUUCAGUUGCAGUUUUGUAUUGGUUACAGUUCAGCAAAUACUCGCUGUGUUUUCAAUAUUCGCUACCCAUGCUUCCUACCGCGGCAAACUCCAUCCAUUUAUAUCUAACUUACUACGAAACUCCUUUGUUUCUUAUAUGAUACCAAGAAGAAAUACAUUAAUUGCACAACGUGAAACCGGCGACUUAAAUACUCAGUUUGAAGACGUGGCACUACAAGAAUUCAGUAAUUUAAUAUUCACAGAUUCCACGCCUUACGAAUGGAUGCAAUUGGCUAGCUUUUUUGAGAAUUUUGCAUUAAUACUUUUUAGUGUAAUUUAUUCCAUAUUAGCUACUGUAUGUUUUGUUUAAAUAAUUUCGUUUUAUCGUAAUCUUUGUACCAGGGCGGACUCCCGCUUACCUGAAAGUUUGAUUUAUUUCUUGUAACAUUUAUAGGAGCAUAGUUAAUCAAAAAUCAGUGGUUUGGAUUAUGUUAGGAUUUUUUUUAUUUCUCAUCUCGAGUCUACGCCUGCAAAGCAAAAUAAUAAUGUAAUAACUUUAGCGGAAUUUGAGUGCAUAGCAAAAA
This is a messenger RNA of Anastrepha ludens (Mexican fruit fly), 1569 nucleotides long. Its product is annotated as neuronal acetylcholine receptor subunit alpha-2-like. Gene Ontology annotation, cellular component: neuron projection; membrane; synapse. Bases 75 to 1355 code for a protein of 426 amino acids. The record is from RefSeq and is a predicted model, not a curated record. Gene Ontology annotation, molecular function: neurotransmitter receptor activity; extracellular ligand-gated monoatomic ion channel activity; transmembrane signaling receptor activity. NCBI's taxonomy places the organism in Eukaryota, Metazoa, Arthropoda, Insecta, Diptera, Tephritidae. Gene Ontology annotation, biological process: regulation of membrane potential; nervous system process; monoatomic ion transmembrane transport. The transcript is spliced from 5 exons.